Messenger RNA from Musa acuminata subsp. malaccensis (wild Malaysian banana), 2034 nucleotides. Its product is annotated as pectinesterase 3. NCBI's taxonomy places the organism in Eukaryota, Viridiplantae, Streptophyta, Magnoliopsida, Zingiberales, Musaceae. Gene Ontology annotation, biological process: cell wall modification. The record is from RefSeq and is a predicted model, not a curated record. Gene Ontology annotation, molecular function: pectinesterase activity; pectinesterase inhibitor activity.
GAAUUGACAGAGCCAUCCACCCUACGAUAUGAUUCUUGCAACCAUCUUUUUCUUUUCAUUUGAGAGUACGAUCGAUUGACAGUGUGAAGAUGGAGACAAGGUUGGAACUACAUGCAUCAAAUGGUUAGAUGGUGAACGGAGGAUGUCCUAGGCAAGAAGGCAGCAUGCGGCAGAUCUCCAUCUCCUUCGUUUCCUGUGCCUUUGAUCCAUCUUGGAGUCUACCUUGUCCUGUUAUACAUGGAGUAUAGGUCGAAGCUAAGAACAGUAAAGCUCUGGGAGAAGCGGAAGUGGCAGCAAUGGACAUCGUUAAGUCCUUCAAUGGCUACGGGAAGGUGAGCGAGAUCGCGGACCGACACUUCCGCCGCACCACGCGAAGGCGUCUCGCCCUCCUCGCCGCCUCCGCCGUCGUCCUCGUCGUGAUCGUCGUCUCCGUCGGCGUCGUCGCGGCGAUCGGGCACGGCGAUGGCUCUCCCUCGCCGACGUCAAUAGCGGACUCGAUCAAGGCCAUGUGCAACGUGACGCGCUACCCCGACUCGUGCUUCUCCAGCAUCUCCACUGCCAGGGGCGCCAACCUCACCGACGACCCCGAGGAACUCUUCAGGAUCUCCCUUGCUGUCGCCGUCGACGCCAUCGGGAAGGUCUCGACCGUGGCCGGCUCGUUCGAGAUCCCGGCCAAAGACAAGCGGCUCGAGGCGGCGCUCCGGGACUGCGACCAGCUGUUCGACAGCGCGAUCGACCGGCUCAACGACUCGCUGUCGCUGAUGCAGCCGCUGCCGGGGGAACCGCUGCUGAACGCAUCCAAGAUCGAAGACCUGACGACAUGGCUGAGCGCGGCGGUGACCGACCAGGAGACGUGCCUUGACGGGUUCGAGGGCACGACCGGAAACGUCAGGGACAAGAUGGAGGUGGCCAUGGUGAACUCCACGCAGUACACCAGCAAUAGCUUGGCCAUUUUGGUGGGCAUUCUCGGCAUCAUGGAGAAGCUAGAUUUCCCACUACAUAGAAAGCUGCUAUCGGUUCCUUCCGCUGUUCGGUAUCCCGCGUGGAUCUCGAGAGCGCAGAGGAGAGCUCUCCGGCAAGAUACGGCGAGGCGGGAGCCGAACGUGACGGUGGCAAUGGACGGGAGUGGGCAGGUGAAGACCAUCAAGGAAGCGAUCGAUCUGGCACCGAAGAAGAACGCCCACCCGUUCACCAUCUACAUCAAGGAAGGCGUGUACAAGGAGAAUGUGGUGGUGGACAAGAGCAAGUGGAACGUAAUUGUGUUGGGGGAUGGCAUGUACAAGACGAUCGUCGACGGGAAGCUGAACUUUAUCGAGGGAACGCCCACAUUCUCCACUGCAACCUUCACUGCAGCUGGGAAUGGCUUCAUGGCCAUGGACAUGGGCUUCAGGAACUUCGCGGGGCCCGAGAAACACCAGGCGGUGGCCCUCCGGUCCAGCUCCGACCGCUCCAUCUUCUUCCGUUGCUCCUUCGACGGCCACCAAAACACCCUCUACGCGCACUCCCUACGCCAGUUCUACCGCGAGUGCGACGUCGCCGGCACCGUCGACUUCAUCUUCGGCGACGCCGCCGUCGUGUUCCAGGACUGCAAGAUCAGGCCGAGGCAGGCCCUGCCCCACCAGCAGACCACCAUCACUGCGCAAGGCAAGACGGACCCCAACGAGAACACCGGCAUAUCGAUCCAGGCCUGCACUAUCGAAUCAUACGACAACGUCACAGUCUCAGCCUACCUUGGCAGGCCAUGGAAGGAUUACUCCACCACCAUCAUCAUGCAGUCGGAGAUCGGAACGGUUGUGAGUCCUACAGGGUGGCUGCCAAUGGAGAUCGGCACCGAGCCUCCGAGCACCAUCAGAUAUGCAGAGUAUCAGAACACCGGGCCUGGAUCGACUGUAGCUGGCCGCGUCAAGUGGCCAGGUUACAACCCAGGGAUCAACACAGAGGAGGCAAGCAAGUACACGGUGGAGACAUUUAUAGGAGGAGGAGUUUGGAUUCCGGCCACUGGCGUGCAGUUCCAAUCCAGCUUGGGCCAGUAAU